AAACAAAUGGAGGAACCACCUCGACCAGAACUGUUUGACUUCCAUGGCGUCUCCAUGACAAAAUUCUUCACUGACAACUGGGAAAACGUAAAGAAAUUCAAGGCCAAACCAGACGAUAUUGUCAUAGCCACUUACCCUAAAUCAGGAACCACAUGGGUCUGCUACCUGCUGGAUCGUUUGUACUUUGGAAAGACACAUCCAGAGAAAGAGACAUCUCUCCCUUUAUAUAUGCGAGUACCUUUUCUGGAGCUCUGCAUCCCUGGUCAUCCCAAAGGAAAAGACCUGGCAGACCAGCUCACCAUCACUCCUCGUCUCAUUAAAACUCAUCUACCGGUUCAGCUUGUACCAGAUACAUUUUGGGAGAACAACUGUAGGGCAAUCUACGUAGCUCGUAACCCUAAGGAUGUUGUGGUCUCACAUUUCCACUUUAGCCGCAUGAACAGCAUCCAUCCUGCACCCGGAGACUGGGAUGGCUUUCUGCAAAGAUUUAUGGAGGGGAAAAUGGCGUAUGGAGCUUGGCACGAGCAUGUGGUCGGAUGGUGGGAGAAGAAGCAAACCUAUCCAAAUCUGCAUUAUAUUUUCUAUGAAGACCUGACUGAGAACUUGGGACGUGAGAUCGACAAGUUGUGUAGUUUCCUUGGCCUCUCCCCCUCAGCCGAAGAGAAGGAAAGUAUCAUGGAUGCUGUAAAAUUUGACAACAUGAAAGACAACAAACUGACCAACUUCACCAAUGCCCCUUUAAUGAAUCUGAAGGUGUCUCCUUUCAUGAGAAAAGGGAAAGUUGGUGACUGGAAGAAUCAUUUCACCGUGGCCCAAAGCGAACAGUGUGAUGAGCACUACAAGCGGAAAAUUAGAUCCCCAGGAUUGCAGUUUCGCACUGAAGUUUAA
Molecule: messenger RNA, 888 nt
Organism: Nerophis lumbriciformis (worm pipefish)
Lineage: Eukaryota; Metazoa; Chordata; Actinopteri; Syngnathiformes; Syngnathidae
Source: RefSeq, a predicted model, not a curated record